AUGCGUUCGCUACGAUAUUUAGCCGCAGUCAUCGUGCUACUGCAGUGUCAUUAUGCUAAUGGAGAUUUUGGGAUAGCACCGACCAUUUCUGGGGCGGCUAACGUGGAUCAGUACGCCCGGCAGAUUCGGGAUGAAGUGAAUGCGAUUGUGUUUGGUGACAUCAUCGUAAACGGGCCGGUGGCGGCGAUAAAUGAAGCCGCCGCUGCUCUAAAAGCGGUGUUCGAAAAAACGGCAGCCGUUGCACUGCCAAUAUCUCAGGCUCUAGUCACACUGGCCUUGAACGAUGUGGGUCCCGCAGAAACGCUGUUCAGUGAUGUCGAUACGAAGAUCGAUGCCAUGGCCGCGUUCAUCUCGGGAAAUGCGCAAACCCUACUCGCAACGGUCCAAACGAAAGUCAGCGUGUACGUUCGUAACGAGCUGAACGACACGUUAGUCACCUUGCAGAAAUCACUGACCAAGCUGAAAAACGCUCUAGCUGUACUCCGAAACCAAGUGAUCGAGGCUCGCAAUAAGGGUGCCACGUCAGCCAACGUUAAUACGUACGUAGAUUCGUCGGUCGUGGAGCAAGUGUACACGGGAACGCUUGAUUUUGCGACGGAUUUUCCCGCGAUGGCGUACACCGCCUUAGAAUCCGCUCGCACCAUCAACCAGGCGAAUCUUAUCUACCAGAUCGGUAUCAACGCCGCCAACGGAAAAAUGCUGACGGAAUCUUGGGAAACCGAGAUGCUGCAGGACUACAACAAGAUCAUCAGUUCUCUCCAGCAGCUGCAGGUGCUUGCUGAGAGAACUAUUCCCAAGGUGGGCGCACGCGUGGCAUUAUUUGCCCAAAUCUUUAACCCGCUCACGAAACCACUCGGGACGCUGUACGGCGAGAUCGGAACCGUGUACGGGAAGGUUACUACGGGCACGAAUGACAACGUGCUGAACGCGUACAAAACGCUCGUUACGUCCGCAAUCGGCUACAUUCAGGACCUGUUGAAGCUGUUUUUCCCUCCCAUCGAGCCGGUUAUUAAGCUGCUGGCGGAAAUUCUGAUUCAGCGCGGUCCCUACUCGGACUUUUGCUACGAGAAGUUCUACCCGCAUGUGGAGAACUACAUAUUUUUGGGCGAGCUGACCAUACUCAACUGCCUUGACGUCGAGUUUUCCCGCGAGAAGAUCCUAAUGGAGGCUAUUUUUGAGGUGAUCUAUCAGCUGAACUUCUUCUUAGAAGACACGGAAGGUUAUCUGGCGAUUUGCUACCGCUUGUCGCUGUUCGACGAGACGCUUGCAAACAACUGUUUGAUGGAGCACACGGAUUUCUCUGCGACCAUUCCCUGCACUGCAAUGAAGGAGUACGCGACACUACUGUUGCUGCUCUGCAAAGAGGUCGACUCGAUACGGUACCGGUUGUGGGCCUGCAUGUCUCGCGAUUCGACCCAAUUUUCACGUGAUGCUUCAGAUCUCCUUAUGAGGGUGGAUCAGUGUCGAGCCAGCUUAUCCUCGCAGGGAUAA
Molecule: messenger RNA, 1491 nt
Organism: Anopheles nili
Lineage: Eukaryota; Metazoa; Arthropoda; Insecta; Diptera; Culicidae
Exons: 3
Coding region: 1-1491 (496 amino acids)
Source: RefSeq, a predicted model, not a curated record